Andrographis paniculata is the source of this 954-nucleotide messenger RNA. RefSeq lists its product as uncharacterized. Bases 1 to 954 code for a protein of 317 amino acids. The transcript has a single exon. The record is from RefSeq and is a predicted model, not a curated record. NCBI's taxonomy places the organism in Eukaryota, Viridiplantae, Streptophyta, Magnoliopsida, Lamiales, Acanthaceae.
AUGUCUAAAGAUCUGUUGAUAGUUGGCGUGUAUGUAGACGAUUUGAUUGUGACCGGAACAAGUGAAAGUCUGAUUUGUACAUUCAAAAGGGAGAUACAGAAUAUGUUUGAUACGAGUGAUCUUGGAAGACUCUCAUACUAUUUGGGAAUCGAAGUUCACCAAAGUGAGAAAGGGAACACAAUUGAUCAAAGUGGGUAUGCUAAGAAAAUAUUACAAACUGCACGAAUGGCAGAUUGUAAUCCGUCGAAAUAUCCGAUGGAACCAAAGUUACACUUAUCUAAAGAUGAAGAAGGUGUACCAACAAAUGCAAUUGAGCAUCGAAGACUCAUCGGAAGCCUAAGAUAUAUCACUCACACUAGACCAGAUCUCGGAUAUUCGGUGGGACUUGUGAGCAGGUACAUGGCAUCACCAAAAGAAAGUCAUUAUAAAGCAUUCAAGCAAAUAUUGAGGUAUAUCAAGGGAACAAUGAGUUAUGGACCCUUUUAUCAUAAGGGAGGCAAUGGAAGAUUACAUGGAUACAGCGAUAGUAGCCAUGGUAUGGAUCCAGAUGAUCGUAAAGGUACAACCGGCAUGGCAUUUUAUUUUUCGGGCAACCUUAUCACUUGGUGUUUGCAGAAGCAGCGCACUGUCGCUCUCUCCUCUUAUGAAGCUGAAUUUAUGGCUGCAACUUCAGCGGCAUGCCAAGCAUUGUGGCUACGUAACUUAUUGGUAGACUUGACUGGUUGGGAAGCUCAACGUGUUAAAUUAUACGUGGAUAACAAAUCUGCCAUAUCCUUGAUGAAGAAUCCGGUCUUUCACGGAAGAAGUAAACACAUUGAUACCAAAUUUCAUUUUAUUCGAGAAUGCAUUGAAGAAGGUUCGAUCUAUAUAGAGCAUAUUAGUGGAAAGGAACAAAAGGCUGACAUCUUGACUAAGGCACUACCCAAACUAAAGUUCUUAGAGAUGAGAGAUUAA